Hippocampus comes (tiger tail seahorse) is the source of this 4830-nucleotide messenger RNA. RefSeq names its product sphingomyelin phosphodiesterase 3 (gene smpd3). The record is from RefSeq and is a predicted model, not a curated record. Gene Ontology annotation, molecular function: sphingomyelin phosphodiesterase activity. Lineage: Eukaryota; Metazoa; Chordata; Actinopteri; Syngnathiformes; Syngnathidae. Gene Ontology annotation, biological process: sphingomyelin metabolic process. The transcript has 10 exons. Bases 587 to 2878 code for a protein of 763 amino acids. Gene Ontology annotation, cellular component: cytoplasm; extracellular region.
CGGGGAGCUGUUCGAAGCCGUCCGGUGCUGAACAGAUAACGCUCGUCGUCUUUCUCCUUCGCUCAGUCUUUCUGCUCACUCGGUCUUUGCCGGGCUGCUGGUUCGGGAAGGUUGGGCUCCCGCACACUCACUGACCUCUUCAUUGAAGAAACAUUACACGCGAGGGGGCGCGGGCGCACGAGGACCGCCGCCAACCGCACGGAGCACACCUUGCCUUCAGCAAAUGUCGGAGAGAUUCUCAAUUCGCGCGGUCCUGAGAAAAUGGUGAUGAUAAGUGGCUUCCUCAUGAGGUCACUGGAACCCUUGCAAGAAUAGAUCCAUCGUCAAGGAAAACGAUCCUAUCAUGGCCACCUCCCGCUACCAGACUAGACUAACUUCUGUGGAUGGUAUAAAUGCCGAAGACAACCUAUAAACAUUAAAGUCCAAAUCAUGUAGUGCAGCUUUUACCAAUUUAAAGGGACCUUUCAAGAUUUUUGUUGGCUUUUACUCUUUCAGAUCGAUGCUUGGGUAAAGAACUAAUUAUUUUGUAGUCAUUUAUCAGAGUGUGAGAAUAAAGUGAAAGAAGUUUGUAAUUAGAGAGAGAGAGAUGGUCCUCCACAUCACCCCUUACUCCAGUUCCUGUCUUCACUUCCUGGAUGGCUUGUCAUGGAGCCUGGUGUUCCCCUGUUACUGGCUCUUGGAUCAGCUCCUGGCCUCCUGCCUGGCUACUUCACUCGAGAAGCGCCAGCGUUCUCAGGACCCGUGCUCCCUCCUCACUUUGUGUGUCCUAAUAAUGGCGCCUCUUUACUUGCUCCUGCUCCUCGCCUCUCUGCCUUUCGCUCUGCUGGGCUUUGUCAUCUGGGCUCCUCUGCAGGCCAUCCGUCAACCUUACCUGUACACCUACCACAGACUAGAAAAGCGCCAAGCUGAGCAAGGCGAUGCUGCACCAGGGUUUGUUGGGGUCAGGGACUGGAGACCUCAGGGCAAGAGCUUCUGUUUCUGCAGCGCCAACGUUUGCCUACUGCCCGACUCUCUGGCCAGGUUCAACAAUCUUUCGGACACACAGAGGAGAGCACGGGAAGUGGGCAAGAGGAUCAGAAAUGGUGCAUGUCGACCUCAGAUUAAAAUCUACAUCGAUUCACCAACCAACACUUCCAUCAGUGCGGCCUCCUUCAGCAGCCUACCCACAGGUUUUCGCCGUACCUCUUCCUUGGACCAGCGGCCAGAUCAGACACACAUUGUGAAUGGCCCAGCAGACACUGAAAAUGAGCCACUCGCCGAGUGUCCCAUUCACCCUGCAGGCGUUACAGACUGCCCGGUUCAUCCAUCGACAGUAGUUCACGGAACCUCUGAAUGCCCCCUUCACUCAGAUGCAGGAAACACAACAGUGGACUGCCCCCUACACUGUGUGGAAACCAACAACAGCUCAGACUGCCCUUUACAUGCUUUAGUGCAGGUUCCAGAAUGUCCAAUGCAUUCUACAGGGGCACAUAGUGGCCCCGGUAAUCACGACUGCCCCAUGCACGGAAAAGAGACACAUGCUAAUCAUGACUGCCCCAUGCACGGAAAGGAGACACAUGCCAAUCAUGACUGCCCCACGCACGGAAAAGAGACACAUGCUAAUCAUGACUGCCCCACUCACGGAAAGGAAGCACAGGCUAAAACCUCACCAGAGUGUCCACUUCACACCUCAGGUGUUCAAAUCAGCAUCAGUGCCCCUGAGCCAGACCCCCAUCCAGAGGAGGCAGAGACAGGGAACCAUCAGUCAGGGGAGCGGGCAGGAGGAGAUGUGGGCAGCAUGACCGCCUCAAGAGAAUCUCUCACUCGGUACCAAGGAAGCGAUGGUUGCGUAAUGAUAUCGUCGAACAACACCCUCUCUCACGUGCCUCGCACCUCAAUAUUUAAACGCCCCGGUAGAAAGCGCCGACACGGAGAUGAGGCAUUCGAUCAUGACAUUUCUGCAUUUUUUCCUGCCAACUUGGAUUUCCUUGCCCUUCAGGAAGUGUUUGACCAUAGUUCAACAACACGACUGCGGCAGCAGUUACAUCGCUACUUUCCUUAUGUGCUGAGUGAUGUUGGGCGGUACGGCUGGAAGGGAUGUUGUUCCAGGUUCAAAUUCCUCAACAGUGGCUUGCUGCUGGCUAGUCGCUACCCAAUUCUGGAUGCACGCUAUGAGUGCUACCCCAAUGGAAGAGGAGAGGAUGCACUGGCAGCCAAAGGAGCCCUCUUUGCCAAGGUUCACGUGGGUACCUCCCAUCAAGAGCAGAGGGUUGUGGGAUAUCUCACAUGCACCCACCUCCAUGCCAUUGAAGGUGAUGCCUCUGUGCGAUGCGAACAGCUGGACUUGUUGCUCCAGUGGGGUGCGGAGUUCCGCCAAGCUUCAUCACAUCAUUCUGGAGGGGAGAAAAUUUUUGAAGACCUCGUGGCCUUUGAUGUCAUUCUGGGUGACCUCAACUUUGACAACUGCUCUUCAGAAGACAAGUUGGAACAACAACAUGCACUUUUUUCUAUAUACAAGGACCCGUGUCGCCAGGGGCCAGGAGAGGACAAACCAUGGGCUCUGGGUACACUGCUGGAUCCCAGUGGCCUUUACGACGAUGAGGUCAGUUCACCGGAAAGUUUACAAAAAGUGAUGGAGAAUGAGGAGGGCAGAAAGGAGUACCUGGUGUUUCCUCCCAGUAAAAGCCAUUGUCCCUCCAAGAGCCAGAAGGGAAGAAACAUUCCACUGAAAGGCAACGGACGCCGGAUUGACUACAUCUUGUACAGUGACGAGGGCCUGCAACAGGAUUGGAAAUUGGAAAUAGAGGAGUUCAGCUUUGUCACACAGUUGGCUGGCCUCACGGAUCAUCUGCCUGUGGCCAUGCGAUUGGCUGUCUCCACAGGGGAGGAAGACUCUUAGAUUAGCCACCUGCAUUUGUCAGGAAUAUCUGCCAUUGAAGGAUGACGGACGAGGAAGAUGAACAGAUGAUGUUCUUAGUAGAUAAAAAGCAGCUUGGGACAGCACAUUUUAAGUGGACAACACGGAAGAUAAUCCCAUUCAUAGGGAACAUGAACAUAAUCGGAAAGAAAGACCGACUCCAGUGUCACUGAGAGUUGGGGCGACCACAGUACAAAAUAAGUAGAGCAAUCUCAGUUACACCAUGCACACUAAUCCACGCAAUUUGAGCGUCUGAUAUCAUCUGGCCUCUCUGCUGCUCGCCCUGUGGACAACACACCUCCUAUCGCACUCCAACCAUGAAUACGUUGUUUCCACUAGUUUGUGAGUUAGCGAGCAAUUUCCACAUUCACGGAUGAUGUUGGGGUUUACAAACAGGAGGAUGUUGCUCUUUUGAUUCAAGGGUGGAUUUACCCAUUGAUGCCAUAGUGAGUCAAACAUCAUGAAGUGAAAGUGCACCUUAAUCCAGAUCUGCACAAACAUAUACUGGAUUACAAUGUUCCUUGGCACCACAGUUCUACAAAGUUGUGUUAAAUGUGUUUUGUUUAGUUUUUUUUUUUUUGAGUAGGCCAGGUUAAUAAGACAAACGCCUGUGACUAGCUUCUACAAUGACCAUCUGUGUCAUUGAGUCUUGCUCCUCUCCCAAAAGGCAACUGGUCAGUUCAGUUGUCAGUCAUUUACCCUACCAGUCCCUCACCUCAACAAGUGUCUUCUUGAACAACCAACAGAUACAAAGAUAAGAGAAUUAACGAAGCUAGUGUGAUUUCUAGUGUUUUGUAGGGGGGUUCCAAUCUUUGUUUAACACAAUAGAACCCAUUUUUUAAAAAGUAUAUCUAAUAUAUAAAAUAAAUAUGAGGAAAAAUAUAAUGCUUGUAGCAUGUUUUACAGCUUUGACAAGCGAAAUAAAGAAAGAGGUUUUUACGAUUUUCUGAUGCAUGAUGGAAAAUGAAAUCCAUUUCCAAUUUGAAUACAGCAACUUGGUGAUACAUGCUUGCUUGAGUUUGGAUACAUAAUGACCUUGGAAUACGCCCUGAAAUUUACACUCUCACAAUUACUGGGCACCAAUGCAACUCGCCUGCAUGCGUAUUUAAGUCCAUCGGGCUAGUUUUACCUGACACUGCCAUAUAUUCUCGAACAGCCAUAUCGGAGAUCCUGGUUUACAUUUGUGACAAAUGUUGCCCCACGUGGUUUGAGACAGGCAACCCAUGAAAAGAGGAUGUGGAGUAUACGCAAAGCCCCGUCUGGCAACAAAGAAAAGCCAUCUUGAAUACUACCCAAUACAGUAUUGUGUUUUUACGCAGUUCUUUUCUAUUUUUUGUUUUUCAGAGUGGCCUUUGAGGUUGUGAAGUAGAUAUUUGAAUUGAAAAAAAAAAAACAUACCCCACUCUUCACCUCACCAGUACUUAAAUUUGGAGAAACCCACUUUUUCACUCUGUAACUAAAAUGAUGACUUUGCACCUAAUCUUGCUUUCCAGGUGUUAUAGAAAGUGUGUUACGCAUUGGUGAACUACUAGUAACAAAAGGAGAGAGAUUUCUAAAUUGCAUUAUGGAACAUGAAUAAUAACACAGUCAAUUUAGGCGAACAAAUUGGGCUUGAUAUGCAAAGUCUGCUCUUUGAACAACUUAUUGAACCGACACAAUUGCUUGUUUGUUAGUUUGUUGCACGAAAUUACUUUUUUAAAGCAAAUGUGUGUACACAUCUGACAUAAUUUUUCAUACUGUAUUUCAGACUUUAUGAACUGUUGUUUCUCCAAAUGAGAUUUAGCAUAGGACCAUGUCCAUACUCAUACUGUCAACAAAAGCAAUGUGCUCUGAUCAGAUCAACAUGUACUCAUGCCACUUUGCUGCUCUGAACAUGCCAUAAGGUCUUUUCAGGGUACACGGAAAGGUUCUUUAUUAUCUAUACAAUUUAAUAU